AUGAGAGUAAAAUAAUAAAAAAAGAGAACAAAUGUGUUGAAGACCAUAUAUAGUUUCAAAGAAAUUCCUUUUCUUUAAGCGUAAGAAGAAGUUAUAAGAGGGCAUAUUUCUCAGCAUCUUCAAGCAUUUAAUUAUGAUGAUACUAUUUAGCAUUUAUUAAAGCUGAAUUUAUUCGUAGAUAGAUAUAUUAUCUAAAGAUAUUUAAAAAUAUUUAUAUCUUUCUAUUUACCAAGAGACGAGCUCACAUAACCAAAGGAGUUAGUUAGAUUAGAAAGUAGUUAAGGAGGUUUAUUCAAAAAAAUAUCUCCUCAUAUUAGUGAAGAUAUAGUCGAAAUGUAUUAAGAAUUUUUUGCUCACAAAUACUUCUAAAAAUGGAUGGUGAAUUUAAAAAAGAGUUUUAUUAAAUAGAUUGAGAGAUAAAAUUUGGUAAUCUUAUUUAGAAAAGACAACUUCAGGAUAACCAUCUCGUUUAUUUCAAUAAAAACUAUUAGAAAAGAGAGAGAUAAGCAACCAACAAAUACAAAAUGA
This is a messenger RNA of Tetrahymena thermophila SB210, 528 nucleotides long. RefSeq lists its product as hypothetical. The record is from RefSeq and is a predicted model, not a curated record. The transcript is spliced from 2 exons. NCBI's taxonomy places the organism in Eukaryota, Ciliophora, Oligohymenophorea, Hymenostomatida, Tetrahymenidae.